UGGUACAUGGUGGCAUAGGAAACAAGUCGAUUUCGAUGUGUCCCCUCGUGAACGUCAUGACAGAGGUUUUGGUGAAAGAUGAAAGCCAACUUUGUUUCAAGGUACGCCAUGUUGCAGACGCAGAUGCAAUGGAUGUAUGGGUUAAGAAGGACGAAGUCUUGACGAAAGUUGUCAAGUCAACAGUGGAAGACAGGGUUUCUUCGUUCGUAUCAAAGUGCGUCGUGCAGAUAAAGAAAACACUCUGUCUUCAGAACAGAAACAAAAGAGUAGUCCGCAUCACGGUUGAUGUUGAUCAGGACAUAUACAAGUCUGUGUUUGGACAUGUAGGAAGUGACGUCAUGGUAAAUGGGACUAAGUACACCAUUGUCCCGGAUAAUUCUGAACUAGAACAAUACUUUGGGGCAGGAUGGAACUUGCGAAUGUUAAAUAGAAGAGGGGACUUUAUGUUUGUCGUUCCCGGUACGUUUAAAGCAUGCUUAAAGAGCCAUGCCCCUGUGAAAGAGUUCGUACCAAGUUCAGCGGGUCUCAUAGAAAAAUGGAUGUGGCAGGGAUUGUUUUGUGAGCUUGUCUUUGUUCCAGAAUUUGGCACAGGGCCGGAUUAUUUUCACCUCAUGUGGUACUCUUUGGACACCUUGGUAUAAUGCACGAAGAUCUAUAGCUCGUAGUGAAAAUUCACUUUGAAUGUUCCUUUGGCACCAACGUGUCUACCCAUAACGAAAUGAAUGGCAUUUUGCUACAUGUACCGAUGUGCAAUCAAGUCUGAACAACAUCGUCUCCUGGGCCUUUAUUCUCGAAACGUUCGUAGCCCUAAGAGCUCUUAACUUUGAUCGUAGCCAA
Messenger RNA from Haliotis rubra (blacklip abalone), 837 nucleotides. RefSeq lists its product as uncharacterized. The transcript has 2 exons. The record is from RefSeq and is a predicted model, not a curated record. The coding region runs from base 36 to 641 and encodes 201 amino acids. NCBI's taxonomy places the organism in Eukaryota, Metazoa, Mollusca, Gastropoda, Lepetellida, Haliotidae.